GCUGUUUAAUGCGUAAAACUCACCUCAGUUUCGGAACAUGUCGCGCCAAUUGAGUUUCAAUCCUCAGAAGGAAUAUGAGUUGAUCGAGUACCCCGGCCGAGUGGUAAAUCCCGAUCGGAUGAUAGCCACUCUGGGCGGCAUCAUCAAUGUGUCCAAGGUUUUGGGCGACGAAGUGAAACGAUUGGCAUUGCACUUCCAUCCGGAGAAUCCCUACAACAAACCCACAUUUGGGGACUGCACGGAUAAGACUGGUGUGCUGCUGUCCAUAACCGUGAGGCGCCACAAAAAGGACAAGCAACGGCCUCCGGAAUAUUUUGUGCGGGUGUUGGGCCACUGCAGCAGGAGUUUCACCUUUGAAACGCUUUGUGAUUUCCAAUACCUACCCCUCUGGUCAACUCCCACAAGUGACAACGCAAAGGCUGCCCAGGAGCUCACGUACGCUUUGGACCAGUUGAAACCCAAAAACACCACCGACUUGGACUUCUUUAAACGUCGUCACAGCCAAUUGCUGGCGCUGCCCGAAUUGUUCACCCAUGUGGACACGGUCUACGCGGGCACAUAUCGUAUCGAUCCCUCAGAAGACGGCCAACAUGAGGUGCUGGGCGUGCAGUCCAAGUCCUCCUACGACAACCAGGGCGUGGUCUCGUUCAACAUGGUGGACAGCUUUCCCACUCAGGCAGACUCCCAGAACCUUAAACGACUCAAGGUUAAGUACGUUUCGGAUGAGCAGCUGGCAUUGGUCAAAAAGCUAUUCGAUGACUGUCCAAUUUGGACACGAAUCGCGCUGCAAUAUGAAUCGGGUUUGACUAACGACAAGCUAAAGUGCAUCACUCCAUCGCUGGCAUUUUACUUUAGCAACGGACCGUGGCGCACUUUGUAUGUUCGCUUCGGCUACGAUCCCCGCAAGGACUUCAAUAGUCGCUACUAUCAGACCUUCGACUUCCGACUGCGAUUCAGCACCGGUCUCUCCGAAUUCGUGUACGCCAAGAAGUUUGUAAAGCAGCGGAGGGCGGCGAACGCUCCAUUCGCGCCCAUCGAGGAUCGAGUGUCUGAUUUGGUUCAGGACAUUGACUAUCCCUACUUCGAUGAGCACAAGCUGCCGCGCUCCAGGCAAUGCAUGCUGCGCUACUGCGACGUCCGUAUGACAAGGAUACAGGAAAUGCUGGAGAAGAUCCCCACUCCACUCACCGGAGCUGUGUGCAAUGAGCGCACUGGCUGGCUGCCGCCGGGAUUCGAUGCUCAAGUGCGACAGAUAGUCUGCGCCUCCAUUAGCGAACUUUUGCGCAACCAUUACCGCAAGGAGAACCUUACAGCCGAAGUGGAGGCAGUUACGCAGGCCGACGAAGAGGAUGAGGACGAGGCCGAGGACGAGGAGACGCAGGAAGAGGACAUGGAGCUGGAUGAGACGCAAGCCAUGGGCAACUCGGAGCAAUUCGUAGACAACGACAUCGAGCAACUUUUCGACAAUAUCACAAGCUGAAUGGGAAUGCUGACUGAAAUGAUUAUAGCAUAGAAUAUUUAUAAGUUCGCUUGCUUACUAGUGAUUUAAGUUCGUAUCGAUCAGCUGAAAUGAAGAAACCCUUAAACUUGGGAUCAUGUUCUGUUUGGUGACGUUCUUCAGCUUUCAAUAAUACAUGAUCAACUACGUUUUACCCAA
Drosophila mauritiana is the source of this 1657-nucleotide messenger RNA. It is a transcript of the gene l(2)37Cd, whose product is annotated as general transcription factor 3C polypeptide 5. Gene Ontology annotation, biological process: transcription initiation at RNA polymerase III promoter. The record is from RefSeq and is a predicted model, not a curated record. NCBI's taxonomy places the organism in Eukaryota, Metazoa, Arthropoda, Insecta, Diptera, Drosophilidae. The coding region runs from base 38 to 1480 and encodes 480 amino acids. Gene Ontology annotation, cellular component: transcription factor TFIIIC complex. The transcript has 4 exons.